Molecule: messenger RNA, 2323 nt
Organism: Cannabis sativa
Lineage: Eukaryota; Viridiplantae; Streptophyta; Magnoliopsida; Rosales; Cannabaceae
Product: cysteine-rich receptor-like protein kinase 10
Exons: 7
Coding region: 105-2129 (674 amino acids)
Biological process (GO): protein phosphorylation
Molecular function (GO): ATP binding; protein kinase activity
Source: RefSeq, a predicted model, not a curated record
CUUCGUAACAACAGAAGCAAGCUACAUUUUUUCAAAUGACAGUAUAUUAUGUUCAAUGGACAUGAAACUUUGUCCUAACCGAAUUAAGUUAUGAUUUGAUAGCUAUGUAUCCGUACAAGAAUCCCAGUGGCAGUGUUUUGGCCUUCAUUAUCUCAAUUUUUGUCAUCAUUAACUUGGCUAAUUCCCAGCCACUUUAUCCCCCUUCUUGUUCAGAUCCAAUAAAUAAGACAUCAGACCCUGGUUUCUCAUCAAACCUCACUAUCCUUUUGGAUACUUUAUCUUCUAAAGCGGUUGUCAACAGCUUCUACAACGAAUCAUCCGACGGGUUACAUGGCCUUUUUCUCUGCCGAGGUGAUGUGUCUAUUAACGCUUGUCAAAACUGCGUCAUCAACGCAACUCAAGAAUUGAAAAGCCAUUGCUUAACCAAUAAAACAGCAAUCGUAUGGUUCGAACACUGCAUGGUACGAUAUUCUAGCACAAACUUCUUUGGAAAGGAGCAGAUACUUCCCAAUUUAAGACUAUGCAACACUAAGGGCCACACUUCCCAAACCGAUGUUGAUGCUUUCUCUUUGAUGUAUCCAAUAAUAACCGAGGCUUCGAAUUCGGAUACCAUGUUCAAGGCCAAUAAUUUUGCUCCAAAUAAUAAUGAGUCUGAAAAAAGAUACGGUUUGGUACAGUGUACUAGAGACAUCGAUGCCGCACAAUGCAGUCAUUGCUUGGGGCAGUUAAUGGAGAAAAUUAGGAAUUCUUCUUGCCUUGGUAAAAAUGGCUGGCGGAUUUUGGCACCAAGUUGCAAGCUAAGAUAUGAGCUCUAUCCAUUUUAUGAGCUACCCCCACAAGCUCCACCUUCAGCGCCAGAGCCGAAACCUGGUGACAAAGACACAGGAAAAGGAGGAAAUGGAACAACAAACAAAAUAAUUAUCUCUGUAUCCUCCAUUGCAGCAUUUGCAGCUGUUUUGGGUUUAUGCUAUUGCUUAUAUAUUAGAAACAAAAAUAGAGACAAGGAUAAUUCAACAAGAAUUCUUUUGCCAAAUUCAGACGGUUUUAGUGGGAGAGGGUUUCAUGGAACUGAUGAAGAUCAUAGUGGUGAAAUGCAUUACUUCAAUUUAAGUAGUAUUAUGGCUGCUACAAACAACUUUUCUGAUGCAAACAAACUUGGAGAAGGUGGUUUUGGUCCAGUUUAUAAGGGAAAGUUGAUGGAUGGAAAGGAAAUUGCAGUGAAAAGACUUUCCAUGAGAUCGAGACAAGGCCUAGAGGAAUUCAAAACUGAAGUGAGGUUAAUAAUAAAACUUCAGCACAAAAAUCUUGUGAGGCUCUUGGGAUGCUGCUUGGAGGGAGAUGAGAAACUUCUUAUCUAUGAGUAUUUGGCCAAUACUAGUCUUGAUGCCUUCCUUUUUGAUCCAAGAAAAUCAAGAGAAGUACUGGACUGGACUACACGUGCAAACAUUGUUAAUGGCAUUGCGAGAGGCCUAUUAUAUCUUCAUGAGGAUUCUCGGCUCAAAAUCAUUCAUAGGGAUUUGAAGGCAAGCAAUGUCCUGUUAGAUGAUGAAAUGAAUCCAAAGAUAUCAGACUUUGGCACUGCUAGGAUUUUUGGAUGCAAUCAAAUUGAAGCUAGCACUGAAAGAAUCGUUGGAACAUACGGAUAUAUGGCACCAGAAUAUGCAAUGGAGGGAUUGUUUUCAAUAAAAUCUGAUGUCUACAGCUUUGGAGUUUUAAUGCUAGAACUCCUAACUGGAAAAAAGAGCAGUGGCAUCUUUGAUCGAGAACGUUCCCAGAGUCUUUCAUCCUAUGCUUGGCAACAAUGGAAUGAGGGCAAAGGAGAGAAGAUUAUAGAUCCAAACAUUGUUGAUGCGUGUCCAACAAGUGAAGCACUUAGAUGGAUCCAUAUUGCAUUAUUAUGUGUCCAAGAAGACCCCAAAGAAAGGCCCAAUAUGUCCUCAGUAAUUCUCAUGCUUGGAAGCAAAUCGGUCCACCUUCCACCACCAUCGAAACCUCCAUUUUCUUCAAAUAGACUUUUCUUAUCUGAUCCAUAUUCAACUACUUCAGUGUCUGGACUACAGACAUCUGACCAAGCUUCAACAAGUGUUUCAUGCAAGUUUGUAGAGUGGUCGGACCACAGUACUUCAUAGUUCAUAAACUCAUUACCUCUAUUUCUUUUUUUGAACAAGCUACUUCGUACAUUAUUUUUCUCUUUUUUUCUUUUUUAACAAUGAACAUUCAGAGUGUAAUACAUUAUAGAGUUUAUAUAAAAGCUACAGUUUUGUAAGAUAAAAAAAUUUAAAUAAUAAUAAUAAUAAUAAAAGCUAUAACUCUGCUGCUGACA